AUGGCGGAGCACUGCAGUCUCACACUGCUGACGCCCGUGCAGACCUGUGGCGACGGCGAGAGCUUCUGCCCACACCUUUGCGGCCUCGUCCUAGUGAUGGCAGACAACAAGGCGUGCGAGGAUGCCUGCCAUCGUCGUCUCCCGACCAUCAAAGCAGCUGUCAUGGAUUAUUGCCAGGGCAAGUUUUGCUCGGCUGCCCUGCUGGACGGGAGCAGCUUGUUGCAACAUCGCUCCGCUCCGGGCUGCGAUGCCCGGGAGCCGUACUGCGAGCGGCUCUGCCAUGGCGGACUUUUUCAGGAUGAGGACCUGGGAUGUCACACAAGCUGUGUUUCCCACUUUGACAUCCUCAAGAAGGCUUACGACAACUGGUGCGACCUUUGCCAAAACCCAGAGGGCAAGCACUCGAGCAAGAGCGCCGUCCCACGCCGCGUCCACUGA
Messenger RNA from Symbiodinium sp. CCMP2592, 438 nucleotides. NCBI's taxonomy places the organism in Eukaryota, Dinophyceae, Suessiales, Symbiodiniaceae. The record is from the annotation of a GenBank genome assembly.